UGCAAAACCCAGAAUGGAUGUCCUUUUCACAGCCAUCCUCGUUGUGCCACUUAUCUUGGAUGACUUUAUUGCAAAUUUCACCAUUGAUUACUCCAUGUUUGAGGCAGAGGACAGGUUGCAGAGCACUCUGAACAAAGAGGUGACUACAGAAGCAAUAGAGACCACCAUUAGUCUUCAAACUCAACCUGAGGACAAGGAGAAUCCUGUAACCACGAAACCAUUAACAAUGGAGACACAGAGUCCAGAACUGAAUUCGGCCACUGGGUCCAGCUUGCUGAGUCCUCUCCUCCUCUCCCUGUCGUGGGCCCUCAUCCAGGGUGUGAUGUGUGUCCCAUAGAAGGUGAGAGAAGGCCACUUCCACUCUGUAAGAUGGGGGUUUCACAAGAAGAAAUUGGAAGAUAAAAUGAA
Molecule: messenger RNA, 408 nt
Organism: Octodon degus (degu)
Lineage: Eukaryota; Metazoa; Chordata; Mammalia; Rodentia; Octodontidae
Gene: CUNH1orf54
Product: chromosome unknown C1orf54 homolog
Exons: 5
Coding region: 14-337 (107 amino acids)
Source: RefSeq, a predicted model, not a curated record